Molecule: messenger RNA, 3158 nt
Organism: Anguilla anguilla (European eel)
Lineage: Eukaryota; Metazoa; Chordata; Actinopteri; Anguilliformes; Anguillidae
Gene: papola
Product: poly(A) polymerase alpha
Exons: 23
Coding region: 170-2311 (713 amino acids)
Cellular component (GO): nucleus
Molecular function (GO): poly(A) RNA polymerase activity; RNA binding
Source: RefSeq, a predicted model, not a curated record
AAGGUUGCUGUGGCAGCACUGUUGCGCCAUGUUGAAUAGAAACAGGGAAUUACCCAUGUUCAAAACAGAAGAUUGAGGGCCACUCGAUAGGUACAACAAAACAUUCAGUGAAGAUGAAAGUCCCAUGAAAAGGCAUUUUAUGUGUUAACCGUGCACGCAAGUAAAUACCAUGCCUUUUCCUGCAAAUCAAGUGCAAACGUCUCAACCGUCGCAAAAGCAUUAUGGCAUCACGUCUCCAAUCAGCCUGGCCCUGCCCAAAGAGGUGGACCUGGCACUCACCCGAAAGCUGACGGAGGCGUUGAAACCUUACGGCGUGUUUGAGGAAGAGCUCGAAUUACAGCGCAGAAUUUUGGUUUUAGGCAAAUUAAAUACACUGGUUAAAGAAUGGAUCAGGGACAUCAGCGAAACAAAGAACUUGCCCAUGUCUUUAAUUGAAAGCGUUGGAGGAAAAAUAUUCACAUUUGGCUCCUACAGGUUAGGAGUUCAUACAAAAGGUGCUGAUAUUGACGCUCUCUGUGUUGCCCCACGCCACGUGGAAAGAAUUGACUUCUUCUCUUCAUUUUAUGAGAAGCUGAAAGAACAAGAAGAGGUCAAAGACCUGAGGGCUGUGGAGGAAGCAUUUGUUCCAGUAAUAAAAUUAUCAUUUGAUGGCAUUGAGAUUGAUAUUUUGUUUGCCCGGUUAGCCCUGCAAACAAUUCCUGAAGAUCUGGAUUUGCGUGAUGAUAGUCUGCUCAAGAAUCUGGACAUCCGUUGCAUCAGGAGUCUUAAUGGCUGCAGAGUGACUGAUGAGAUCUUGCACUUGGUACCGAACAUUGAGAACUUUAGACUUACCCUGAGGGCCAUCAAGCUGUGGGCUAAGCGUCACAACAUCUACUCCAACAUCCUUGGCUUUUUGGGUGGGGUGUCAUGGGCCAUGCUCGUUGCCAGGACCUGCCAACUGUACCCCAAUGCUGUGGCAUCCACACUAGUGCACAAGUUCUUCCUGGUCUUCUCAAAGUGGGAAUGGCCAAACCCAGUCCUUCUGAAGCAGCCUGAGGACUGCAACCUCAACCUCCCUGUGUGGGACCCUAGGGUCACCCCCAGUGACAGGUACCAUCUGAUGCCGAUCAUCACACCAGCCUACCCCCAGCAGAACUCCACCUACAAUGUGUCUGUGUCCACCCGGGCUGUCAUGAUUGAUGAGUUUAAACAGGGUCUUGCCAUCACAGAUGAAAUUUUGCAGAAUAAAGCAGAGUGGUCCAAACUAUUUGAAGCACCAAACUUCUUUCAGAAAUACAAGCAUUAUAUUGUGUUGCUAGCGAGCGCUCCAACAGAAAAACAGCACCUGGAGUGGGUCGGCCUGGUGGAGUCGAAAAUUCGCAUUCUAGUAGGGAACCUGGAGAAGAAUGAGUUCAUCACACUUGCACAUGUGAACCCACAGUCAUUUCCAGGUCCCAAAGAAGACGCUGAGAAACAAGAGUUCAACACGAUGUGGGUCAUUGGGAUCGUAUUCAAGAAAAUGGAGGGCUCCGAAAACCUCAACGUGGAUCUGACGUACGACAUCCAGUCUUUCACAGACACCGUAUACAGACAAGCAAUAAGCAGUAAAAUGUUCGAACCGGACAUGAAGAUCACAGCCAUGCACGUGAAGAGGAAACAGCUUCAUCAGCUCUUGCCAAACCUGGUCAUACAGAAGAGAAGGAAGCACUCGACGGAGGGGGUGCGUCUGCUGAACGAGAGCAGUCUGGACCUGUCCCUGGACAGCGACAACAGCAUGUCCAUCCCCUCGCCCACCGCUGCCCUGAAGAGCUGCCCGCUCAGCCACGCCUCCAAUCCGCCGGGUCCUGUCCCUGCUCUGACCGGCCCUUCGGACCCCCAGGCCAAGGCUGACGCUGUGGGACCUGCAGACUCCUCAGGAGGCGUGUCCAACGGGCAGAAGUCCGGCGGUCCUCGCGCGGCGGCCUCCGCUCCAGCGGCGAACCCCUCCCCCCCUCUCGCCGGACCUCCCACGCCCAAGCCGGCGCUGAAGAGGACCAGCUCCCCUUUAAUGGAGGACAGCGGCAAGAGGCCCAGACUGGAGGAGGACCCAGCAACAGAAACGGACAGCACUGCAGUGGACUCUGAGGCCACAUCAUCUGUAGAGCCGAUGCAGAGUGGUGAAGACAUGAGUCAAUCUCAAGAUGGAGAAGGGAAGGAUCCGGAGGACAAAUUCACAGCAUCUGUUCCAGUCACACAGAGAGUGCUGAACACAGAUCUUUCUGAUGUACCCCUUCUCCCACCAAACCCCAUUCCAGUGGUGAAGAACUCUAUCAAGCUGAGGCUCAGCCGGUAGAAAAACAACGCAUCUCACCAAGUCCCACUAAGUAUAGACAGUGUCAGAAGAGGGCAGCAGCUAUCCAGUGCUGCAGAAGAAACAGUGGGUAAAUCUACGAAGGAAUUCAUUGCAGUUCUAGAUUUGUCCGCUAGAUGGAGGCGCAGCUCUUUCCUUCUGACUUAUUCAGUGGCAUUAUCCCAAGACCGGUAGAUUUACAGGAAAUAAUUCAUACGUAUGAUGUCAUACUUUCACACUGUUUAAUGUGACUGCUAUAGAUAUGUGUUUGUGAUUUUUAUUUCAUUGUUUAUGUUGAAACAGGAAAAAAAAUCAGUCUAGAGCAGACCUUAAUGGUGGAUAUGUUCUGUGGUAGCGUGCUUUAUUUUGAUGCAGAUUUAUGACUUGGUGUGGGUUUAUGGCAUCAACAGUCAAAAUUGAAUUGAGUUUCACGCAGCAGCUGCAGCUAGUGAUGACCACUACUUGUCUAAGAGAAGUUCUGAUUUAAGAUGGAUGGUAAUAUUUACAAGGUUUGCACUGUCAGCUGUUCUGUGCCUUUGGGAUGUUUACGGGGGUAGAUUUGUUGAAGUAAUAGAAAUAGCCUCACUAAUUGAAAUAGCUCAGGUUUGAGUAAAUAACUUGACCAAAAACAUCUUCAGAUAUUUCUUUUGUUUAAUGUAGUUUUUUUUUUUUUUUUUUUUGAUGGAGGAAAGUUAAUCCAACCACACGUAGGUCCAGAUUAUUCCCAACAAUAACUGAAGACUGACAUAACAGAGUUUGAGUCGAAGAAAACGAUCUGUAUAACACCAUUUGAAAUAAUUUGCUUUGUACUUUGUGUUGUACAAAAUAAAUGAAUUUUCUUUGAACGUUA